AGAGAGAGAGAGAGAGAGAGAGAUAAUUAAUUAGGUGUUGUGUAUUAAUUAGGUGUUGUGUAGUCAGUGGUAAAGCUCCCAGUUUAAUCAGGCCGGCACAACAAUAUGUAAUGACAAAUAAAAAAUGUUUUUCUUCGAGAUGGAAAAUCCCGUUCAGCAAUCUGCAUUCGGCUUUAUUUUACUUUCGGUUUCAAUUCAGGCAUUCUAGCCCACACACCAAACCGCAAUGGCGUUACUACUUGAAGGACUUCUUACAGAUAUAGGAAAAUUUCUCACAUGUUCAAUAUGCUUUGAAAUUUUCACUGAUCCAGUGACUUUAACUUGUGGGCACAGUUAUUGUAUGACAUGUUUAGAUGAUUAUCUACGUGGACUAGCGAAAUUGAAGAAGGAUUGUCCCCAAUGCAGAGGUAAAAUUAAAGCAGGUUUAAAACUGCAUAAAAAUGUUACACUUUGUAACAUCGUGAAUGUUCAUUACGACCAUAAACGUUUUGUAUCCAACGAAGAAUCUACAAAAGGACAUGAAAUUGAAGUGGACUUCAAAGAGGAUAAAGCUGAAGAAUGUGUGGCCUCACACUCACAAGAUACUGAUAUCAACAGACCAUCUGAGCCUGGAAGUACUAUUCAACAGCAACAGGCGGAGGCCCCUGUUUUUAUAAAUGACACAAGCUCAGAGGUGACAGAUGACAGGUGUCCUGAUGUCCCAGCCUCCCAUGACGGUCGGGUUCAGGAGUUGCCCAUCUCCCCUCCCUCAAAUGACAGACACAGGGCCGAAGCAGGCUUCGCCUCUCCACCCCAUCCCCUGCCUGGGGCCAGCUUCUCCUGGCUCACCUUCAACCCAGCCCUGGGCCACAGGCGCCUGACCAUCCUACCCAAAGAGCACAGAGUGAUGACCAAAAGGGUGUCCUCCGCAUGCCACGAUGACCGGUUUGACAUCAGCCAAUGGAUGGCGGAGCAGGAGUACAGUGAAGGCUACCACUAUUGGGACGUGGAUACGUCGGCGAGUGCGAGCUGGGCGGUCGGGGUUUCCUACCCCAGCAUCGGCCGCAGAGAUCAUCUGGGUCGCACAGCCAACUCCUGGUGCCUGGAGUGGAGCAGGGACAAGUUGUGCUACUGGCACGAUAACAUAGAGGAGUUUAUCAAACAUGGCUGCCCCAGUAUCGUUAGACUGUCUCUGGACGUGACGAAUGGGACCUUGUCGUUUUAUAGCCUGUCUGACAGUCAGACACUGCUGCAUUGUGUGGAGGAGGGAUUCACAGAGCCAGUGAGGCCAGUGUUCUGGCUGUUUGGGCUGAAGCCAAACAAUGCUCUGUCCUUUCCUCCUUGGGCGUCAUAAGGUGAUGUAAGGAUGGGGACAACAUAAAGAGUUGUCUGUUUAUGAAUGAGAUAAAUAAAAUACAAUAUUUAGGAAUGAAUAUAUUUAGCACAAUAUUCCUAUUAGAGGUAAAAAAUAAAAUGACAAUCAC
Messenger RNA from Coregonus clupeaformis (lake whitefish), 1463 nucleotides. RefSeq names its product tripartite motif-containing protein 65. The record is from RefSeq and is a predicted model, not a curated record. The transcript has 4 exons. The coding region runs from base 227 to 1333 and encodes 368 amino acids. Lineage: Eukaryota; Metazoa; Chordata; Actinopteri; Salmoniformes; Salmonidae. Gene Ontology annotation, molecular function: protein binding; metal ion binding.